AUGCCUUCGUCUGUCGAACAAUUUCCAAUCGAACUGUGGUUGAAAAUUUUUAGCUAUCUCGAAGCUCAUGAUCUUGUGAAAGCUUUUGACAAUUUGAAUUCCUACUUUCGUUCGAUACUUGCAUCACAUAAACUUCGUCUUCAUGUCGAAAUCAAUUCGAAAGAUAUUGAAAAUACAUUAUCAACUACAUCGAUAUGGUCAAUUAUUCCACUAGAAUCCAUUCGUUUGUUAACUGCUCAAACGUCUCAAUCAAAUUUAAUCGUGGAAUUUCUUCUAUCGAAUUCAUCUCAUCUCAAACAUUUGACCUUUCUGGACCUUGACGUUAAGAGCACAUACAUAAAACCAUUGGCAUCUAUUCUCGUGAAUCUCGUCUGUAUUAAAACUUUUUCAUUGAGAGAAAUCCAAGAAGUCAUGAAUGAAGAGGACAAAACAAAUAUAUUUCCCUGUAUUCUUCGAAUGCAUAGUCUAAAACAAUGCAUUUUAGAUUUGUCUUCUUCGAAAUUUUUAUCUACGAGUGCAACUGAACAAGACAAUCAACCUGUCAAUCAGACUAUUAAACAACUCUGUAUAAAUAUUGGAAUCAAAGCAGAAUUUUUUCUCUUUCUUAUUCGUCAUUUACUUCAUGUGCGCUUAUUAAGACUACAACACCUCUUUUGGUCAGAAUCUGUUUAUUCUUUGCAAGGAUCUCUGCAGAGCAAUAUCGUCGCUAUUGUAAUUGGUACAGCAAACAUUUCUUUUAUUAAUUUACAGAGGCUUAUUCAAACAAAUCCACACCUUCGUUGCCUACACAUCAUCGAUUGGCAUAUGAGAGACAGUGAUGAUAAAGAUGCAUUACUAGAUGGCCGUUUACACCGACUUCUUGAUGGUAUUGCAUGUAUUUAUGUUGGAACCGUUCUUGAAGCAUGGGACACUGAACAAGAUGAGAUGCGAGCACAAAUUACUGCACGUUCAUGGUUGGUAAUAAGAUUCAAUCGUACUGCGUGUCAUCGGCAAGAUUCGAAUGAAGAAUUGAACACCGAUUAUUCAUUGCGAAAACUAGUAAUUUCGUACAUCGUGUAUAAGAAACACACUAAAAAUGUUCAAUGUGCUUCAAAUAUGCCUGUUCACGAUCGUGUAAUAAUUAUUGGAGGUAGCAUUGGAGGAAUGAUGGUCGCUGCUUGUUUAUCAAAAUAUUUCAAACGUAUAGCAAUCAUCGAAUCAGAUAAUGUAUUAAAUGAAACAUUGCAUAAAUCUACACCGGAUCAAAUAUUCGAUUAUCGUUGUCGUCUCGCAAAUCCAGCCUCGAUUGGACCUUCAGGAGUUGGACAAAUCUAUCAAAUUCAUGUGUUGCAAAGUGAAGGCUUCAAUAUAUUACAUGAUUUAUUUCCUAGUUUAAAAGAUAAACUAUUAAAUUAA
Messenger RNA from Rotaria socialis, 1395 nucleotides. Lineage: Eukaryota; Metazoa; Rotifera; Eurotatoria; Philodinida; Philodinidae. The record is from the annotation of a GenBank genome assembly.